Lepus europaeus (European hare) is the source of this 1173-nucleotide messenger RNA. RefSeq names its product F2R like thrombin or trypsin receptor 3 (gene F2RL3). Bases 1 to 1173 code for a protein of 390 amino acids. Gene Ontology annotation, molecular function: thrombin-activated receptor activity. Gene Ontology annotation, cellular component: membrane. The transcript has 2 exons. NCBI's taxonomy places the organism in Eukaryota, Metazoa, Chordata, Mammalia, Lagomorpha, Leporidae. Gene Ontology annotation, biological process: phospholipase C-activating G protein-coupled receptor signaling pathway; positive regulation of Rho protein signal transduction; blood coagulation. The record is from RefSeq and is a predicted model, not a curated record.
AUGUGGGGGCUCCGGCUCCUGCUCCUGUGGGCGCUGAUGCUGGGGCGCAGCCUGGGGCGCAGCACCCAGGCCCCCAGCGACUACGACGAGACAGAAAACCCGACGGGCGAUGACGGGGGCUCCACGCUCUCUCUCCCUCCAGCACGCCCCCGCAGCUUCCCCGGCCAGCCGUGCCUCAAUGACAGCCACACGCUGCGGCUGUCCAACCGCUCUCAGGAGCUGCUGCUGGGCUGGGUGCCCACCCGGCUGGUGCCGGGCCUCUACGGACUGGUGCUGGUGGUGGGGCUGCCCGCCAACGGGCUGGCGCUGUGGGUGCUGGCCACGCGCGUGCCCCGCCUGCCCUCCACCCUGCUGCUCAUGAACCUGGCGGCCGCCGACCUGCUGCUGGCCCUGGUGCUGCCGCCGCGCCUCGCCUACCACCUGCGGGGCCAGCGCUGGCCCUUCGGCGAGGCCGCCUGCCGCGCCGCCACCGCCGCCCUCUACGGCCACAUGUACGGCUCGCUGCUGCUGCUGGCCGCCGUCAGCCUGGACCGCUACCUGGCCCUGGUGCACCCGCUGCGGGCGCGGGCCCUGCGCGGCCAGCGCCUGGCCGCCGGGCUCUGCGCCGCCGCCUGGCUCUCGGCCGCCGCCCUGGCGGCGCCCCUGCUCAUGCAGCGCCAGACCUUCCGGCUGGCCGGCUCGGACCGCGUGCUGUGCCACGACGCGCUGCCCCAGGACGCGCAGCUGGCCUACUGGCGGCCGGCCUUCAGCUGCCUGGCGCUGCUCGGCUGCUUCCUGCCCCUGCUGGCCAUGCUGCUGUGCCACGGGGCCACGCUGCGCACGCUGGCGGCCGGCGGGCAGCGCUACGGCCACGCGCUGCGGCUCACCGCGCUGGUGCUGGCCUCGGCCGUGGGCUUCUUCACGCCCAGCAACGUCCUGCUGCUGCUGCACUACGCCAGCCCGCGCCACGGCGGCUGGGGCGACCUGUACGGCGCCUACGUGCCCAGCCUGGCGGUCAGCACGCUCAACAGCUGCGUGGACCCCUUCGUGUACUACUACGUCUCGGCCGAGUUCAGGGACAAGGUGCGCGAGGGGCUCUCCCGCCGGCCGCCAGGGGGCGCCACGGCCUCCAAGGCCUCCGGGGAGGGCAGCGGCCCGGCGGCCUCGGGCACUCGCUCCUCCUCCCUGCUGUGA